AAAAAAUCAGACUCGGGCUCAGAGCCCCAGUUCUCUGAGAUCCCCAUUUAAUUUCGAUGUGCCAUCAUUGUUGGUCAAGAUGUGAUCCUGAAAUCCUGAAGACAAUGCCUAUUGUCCUUAAUCACCCGCAGUUUGGAGAACAAAAUGGCAUCAGAUAGUGCUUGAUUUGUGGACUCACCCAAUACCCAAGAUGGUCAUUGUCACAGCAGCCGAGCCUCCUCCGGGGCAGACAUACGACUUUGACUACUCCAAGCGCUACUUAUACCGAGCCAACGUGGCGAUUAUCUCCGCAGGUUUAACACUCAGUACCAGCUUUCUUGCGGUGCGAGUCUUCACCAAAGCACGCCUGCUGCACAAAUUCGGAUGGGACGAUGUAUCGAUUAUUCUGGCUUGGCUGUUCGCAUUAGGCACUCAGGCAUGCUCACUUUACGGGUACCGUCACGGAGGCAUGGGACUUCACCUAUGGAAUCUUCCUCCUGAAGUCUAUGAAUCCUACAUCAAGGUCGUCUUCACGGCAGCAAUUAUCUACGUCCCAGCGCUUGCACUUGCAAAGAUCAGCCUUAUCAUACUAUACUACCGCAUCCUUUGUCAGGAACACUACCAGCGAUGGACACUCUACGCCCUCGCCUUCAUUGUCAGCAGCUACAGCAUAGCCCUGAUUUUCGCCUUCAUCUUUGGGUGCCAGCCAGUCCACAAAGCCUGGAGUCUAUCAGUCACAGGGUCUUGCAUCGACCAGUACGCACUCUACGUCGCGACAGCAGUCAUGAACAUCAUCACAGACAUUGCAUUGAUCAUUGUUCCGGUUCCAACCGUAAUAGGUUUGAACAUGCCAACCGUUCAGAAGAUAGGACUGCUGUUCAUGUUCAUGGUCGGAUGCGCCACCCUGGUUACCGGCAUCAUUCGUCUAAUAACCCUUAUCCCUUUCUUGAACUCCAGCGAUCCGACACAUGCUAUCGGCUGGCCGGAUCUGUGGAUUAACAUCGAAGCCAACUUCAUUAUUAUCUGCCCCUGUCUACCUUUUCUCCGACACCUGCUCCGUCGGUACGCGCCCCGCUGGAUUGGCGAGCAUAGCAGUCUCGCCCGUCGCUACAUGCAGAACUAUGCCUAUAAUUAUACUCGAGAAAGCACUCGGGGACGACGCAAGGAGGGCCUCACUCAGCUGCAAGAUGAGAUUGAGCUGGCCGAAAAUCUGGGGAGCGUGCAUAGUGGAGUAAGGAUCGUGAAAGAGAUCCAGUGGGAGAUCACAACAGAGGAAACGGACGCUCAUGAACCUGGACCUGAGAAAGUUAUGAAGCGGCACAGUACAAUCUCCGGAGGGGUAUAGUACUUUCGUUUGUAUAUAUGGUCUUAAAAUAGUCACUGGGAAAACCUGGAGGUAUUCCGGGCC
Molecule: messenger RNA, 1387 nt
Organism: Aspergillus homomorphus CBS 101889
Lineage: Eukaryota; Fungi; Ascomycota; Eurotiomycetes; Eurotiales; Aspergillaceae
Exons: 7
Coding region: 191-1324 (377 amino acids)
Source: RefSeq, a predicted model, not a curated record